AUACAUAUUAAUUUCUAUUAAAGGUUAAACCAGAAAAUAUCUUAAUUACAAGUGAUGGUAGUCUUAAACUUUGUGAUUUUGGUAUUGUACAUGAUUUACGAAGUGCAUCAACUUUAGCUCAAGAUGGUGAUGCACGUUAUCUUGCAUUCGAAGUACUUUCAGGUACGAUAUCAACAGCAGCUGAUGUAUUUAGUUUGGGCAUGGCAGCACUUGAAUUAGUCAGUGAUUAUGAUAUGCCUGUAACGGGUGAUCUUUGGACUGAUAUAAGAGCUUUAAAUUUACCAAUAGAAAUUGUUUCAGUUUUAACUGAUAUUCAUUUAAAACAACUUUUAUAUCGAAUGAUACAUGCUGAUUAUAAAAUACGACCAUCUGCAAAAGAAGUUCUUGAUAGUCCAACUAUCCGUAAUCAGAUUUGUUAUAUGCCAUCACCAUUUGCAUUUAAUCAACAUCGACAUGAACAUAUUGUUUCAUCAAUCGGUGGAAAUGAUUCACCUGCUAGUCAUGGUUGUCGAACACCAAUCAAGAAACCAAAACGACCACCAAAUUAUGGUGGUUAUCAUGAUGAACAUUCAGAUGAUGAAUUUCGACUUCAUUCUAUUCAUGAUAAAUCUCAAUUAACUCCACCACCAGCAGUUGUUGGUGAUCCACUUCGAGUUCGUCUUUUUCCUGGUGAAUCAGACGAAGAAAUCAAUGAUGAUCAUAUUUAUUUUCGAAAAUCUCCAGUUCAAUUUAAAUUUGACAGUAGUGGAACUGAAGAUUAA
This is a messenger RNA of Adineta steineri, 761 nucleotides long. The record is from the annotation of a GenBank genome assembly. NCBI's taxonomy places the organism in Eukaryota, Metazoa, Rotifera, Eurotatoria, Adinetida, Adinetidae.